This is a messenger RNA of Tripterygium wilfordii, 1172 nucleotides long. RefSeq lists its product as uncharacterized. The record is from RefSeq and is a predicted model, not a curated record. The coding region runs from base 181 to 900 and encodes 239 amino acids. The transcript is spliced from 6 exons. Lineage: Eukaryota; Viridiplantae; Streptophyta; Magnoliopsida; Celastrales; Celastraceae.
CCACCCCACUCGCGCCACUUUUCCUCAUAAACCUAGCAGCCGCGCCCCUUUGACACUACAGUUACCAGCAGAGUAGGACGACCGCCGGAGAAUCCAAACUGCCUCCAGUAGCCGCCGAGAGUGAGGACACGCUAGUCCUUGCUUUGGUGUUUAUUUUGCAGUUGAAGCAGCAAAUUAGGUAUGAUAAAGAGAAGAUUCUACAGGCUUGAUUACGGAGAUAACAGCGAUGGCUCAGAUUCAUCACGGGCAUCUUCUUCUGACUCUGAAGUCGAAGUAGAGGAAGCUAGUGAAGGAUCAGAAGGGGAGGUGAAUGAGAAUGCUGAGCCUCGUUCCACCUCAUCUGCAGGAUAUGAAAGUGAGGAUAGCUCGGGAAAUGAGAUUGGUGUUGACGCAUCAGAUGAAGAUGAUAAUGAAAGCGGAAAGGAAAGAAAAAUUCUUGUCCAUUGUCAGUUAUCUGGCAAACAUGAACCUGAAAUGCCAAAGAAAUUGUCCAAAAUCACACAUGAGAAGGUAUCAGUACCAGAAGACAUGCCAGACUGCAUAAUGAAAAGCAAAUCAGUUUUUAAGUGCAGGCUUUGCCCUCGUAUCGUCUGCUUGACUGAGGAGACUAUGAGGGCUCAUCUUAAUUCCAAGAGACAUGGUCGAUCUGAGAAAUUACUGAAGGAAGGUCGGUUGACGACUAUGCUCAACAGUGAUGGGGAAAUUGAGAACCAGGAGACUCCCAUGGAAAUGAAUGCUCGAAUUAUAGCUCUGGCAGAGAAAAAUCCAAAAAAGAAAAGCAAAGGAAGGCAGCGACAGAGGAAGAGAUCAAGGAGGAUGGUAGGAGUUGAUUCAAACGUGGAGACUGCAAAGCAAUCAACAAAAAUUUCCCCCUUAAAAAGAAAAAGAGGCAAGAAAUGAAGUGUCUUGUUUUCUUCUCUGACUGAAUGGCAAAUCAAUAGAGACAGUUAGAAAAGAAGGACCACUAAUUUCUGCAAGGUUGCUGGCUAACAUGUGGUACCUAUUUAUUUUGUAAUUUUGAUUUCAUAAGUGCUAAAGUUAUUGUGAAUUUGUUUUAAUUCUGAAUUUUUUUCGUCCUUCUGUGUAUAAGAUUGUGACUGUAUUAUGCCCACCACCUUGAAAUUUUGGUUUAGUUACUCUAUAAUUUCAGACAAAUCGACAUUUGGAUGCUC